Molecule: messenger RNA, 2388 nt
Organism: Aspergillus chevalieri
Lineage: Eukaryota; Fungi; Ascomycota; Eurotiomycetes; Eurotiales; Aspergillaceae
Gene: admB
Product: ADAM family of metalloprotease ADM-B
Exons: 2
Coding region: 1-2388 (795 amino acids)
Biological process (GO): proteolysis
Molecular function (GO): metalloendopeptidase activity
Source: RefSeq, a predicted model, not a curated record
AUGAGGUUGUUCAGGAAUAUCUUGCCUUUGGUCGCAAGUGUCAUCCCAGCGUUGUUCGUGGGUGACGUCGAAGCCCGAUCGCAGGCCCCCAAAGCCAUCAAACAUGUCUCCUCCGUGCUCCAUCCGGUGAUCAAGACGCCGUCGCACCAAAUCGACCAUCUCUCCAACUUCGACCUCACUUUCAGUCUUCAUAGCGGUACCCAGCGGAUAAAACUCGAGUUAGAACCGAACCACGAUAUCUUGGCCGAUGACGCCUACGUGCAAUACCUGGAUAAGGAAGGAAACGUCCAUCAAGAAGAACCAAUCAAGCGGCAUGAACACAAGGUCUUCAAAGGAAGAGCACUGGUCGGUACUGGACAAGGGCGAUGGAACCCCGUGGGUUGGGCCCGAAUUUACAUGAAGAGAGAUGGCGCUAAGCCCUUAUUUGAAGGCGUGUUCCGCGUCCAUGGAGACCAUCAUCACAUCGAACUAGCGUCAACGUACCUCGAGAAGAAGCGCGAGGAUGAUGUCGCAAUCUCGCAGCGAUCGGAGGAUUUUAUGAUUGUUUACCGUGAUUCUGAUAUGGUCCGCCACGUACAACACUCUGAACUGAAACGUUCUUUUGGCGAGGCGGCAACAUGUCAGGCCGACCAGCUGGGCUUCAAUACCGAUCCCGACCAUCCCGUCCUCCGCGCCUAUGACUACGGGGAGCCGAGUAGGUGGGGUGCCAUGUCUCUGAAUUCCAUGUUCGGACUCAGUAAGCGUCAGUCGGACAUUGGUAGCGUAUCGGGUAACACCGGUAAUGUCAACUUGAAGACCACUAUUGGCGAUACGUCUGGGUGCCCCAACACGAAGCAAGUUGCGUUGAUUGGUAUCGCAACCGACUGCACCUUUACCUCUGGGUUCAGCGACAAUCAAACGGCACGUGAAUGGAUCAUCAACACGGUCAACAGUGCCUCUAGCGUCUACGAAAGCUCGUUCAACAUCUCCAUUGGCCUUCGGAACCUGACCGUUAACGAGGCCGACUGCCCCACGACUGCACCGGAAUCAACUAAAUGGAAUAUGCCAUGCGAUCAAGGCAACGUCUCUUCCAGGUUGAACCUGUUCUCCCAGUGGCGGGGCGACAACAAGGACAGCAAUGCCUACUGGACCUUGAUGAGCGGUUGCCCUACCGGCAGCGAAGUUGGACUUUCAUGGCUGGGACAGCUUUGUAACUCCGACGCCUCAGACCAAGGCUCGAGCAUUGUCAGUGGAACCAAUAUCGUUGUUCGAACCUCCGGCGGUGGCUGGCAAGUUUUUGCCCACGAGUCGGGCCAUACCUUCGGUGCUGUUCACGACUGUGAUUCCAGCACCUGUGCGCAGGGUUACGACAGCUCGUCGCAGUGCUGUCCUCUUUCAAGUUCUACUUGUGAUGCGGAUGCCAAGUACAUCAUGAAUCCAAGCGCACAGGACGUGAAACAUUUCUCUCCUUGUACCAUUGGAAACAUCUGCUCAGCGUUAGGCGGAAACAGUGUCUCGUCGAGCUGCCUGUCUCAAAACAAGGGUGUGACCACAAUCACUGGAAGCCAAUGUGGUAAUGGUAUCGUCGAGGACGGAGAGGAUUGUGACUGCGGUGGUGAAGAGUCCUGCGGCAGCAAUAACUGUUGUGAUGCCAAAACAUGCAAGUUCAAGGGCGAUGCUGUCUGCGACGAUGCCAAUGACGGCUGCUGUAGCGACUGUCAAUAUUCAUCUGCGGAUACUGUCUGUCGCGCGAGCCGUGGCGAAUGCGACAUCGAGGAGAAGUGCACUGGCAACUCGAGCUCUUGUCCUUCGGACGAAUACAAGGACGACGGCACCAGCUGUGGCAGUGGAUCGGGUUUGACCUGCGCCAGCGGCCAAUGUACCAGCCGUGACCAGCAAUGCAAGUCCCUGAUGGGCAAGCUGUUGAACAGUAACGACACGUGGGCAUGUGACGAUUCCUCCUGCACCGUGGUUUGCGCUUCCGACACCACGGGUCCGAACUCCUGCUCGAUUCUUGAACAGAACAACUUCAUCGAUGGCACACCAUGCGGAGGUGGAGGCCACUGCAAUAACGGAAAGUGCGAGGGCACCUCGGUCGGCGGAGAGAUCAAGUCCUGGGUUGACAAGCACAAGGGCGUGGUUAUCGGUAUCUGCUGUGCUGUCGGUGGACUUAUUGUUCUUGCAAUCUUGUCUUGUCUGUUCAACCGCUGCCGUCGUCCCCGCCCUAAGGCCAUGCCGGUGCCUCCGCCUGGUGCCUGGCCGGCACCACCGCCGCGGCCAUCGAUGGGACAGUGGGCCAAUGGACCUAAUGGCGCUGGGUAUCAAGGCCUUGCUAAUGAGCCUCCACCGCCAUAUCCAGGGCCGUAUUACGGUAAUUCGGCGCCGGUGGGACAUGCGCGAUAUGCGUGA